Messenger RNA from Guillardia theta CCMP2712, 423 nucleotides. RefSeq lists its product as hypothetical. NCBI's taxonomy places the organism in Eukaryota, Cryptophyceae, Pyrenomonadales, Geminigeraceae. The transcript has a single exon. The coding region runs from base 1 to 423 and encodes 140 amino acids. The record is from RefSeq and is a predicted model, not a curated record.
AUGAAUCAGUUCAACAGCAGGAUUGAUCUCCCUCCCCAAAAAGCUGUCGGAAGUCAAGUCGGCCCCAUCAGCAUGACCUACUGGCGGGUUGGUUACAACGGGCGAUCGACGUGGAGGAUCUCGGUCGGGGAGAUGAGGGACGAGAGCGAGGAGCCUCUGAAGGUCAUGUCGGAUGGCAAGCUCAAGUACGUCAACGGCUCCUUCUAUGAUGUCGUCUCCUUCCCCCUCAUGAGCAUUCCGGGCCCUGUCUUCACCCUCUGCUCCAUCUCUCGCUACAACGGCGAAAAGAGACACAGAAUCCUGCAAGCUAAAGACCAAAAUUUCGUGCAUGGUCACUGGUACGCAGGACGAGGACAGGCCUACUACGAUGGCUCUUGGAGCCUCCAGCAGGACCUGAGGGCUAAGGGGAUUGCAGACGCGUAG